Cydia amplana is the source of this 760-nucleotide messenger RNA. RefSeq names its product receptor expression-enhancing protein 6 (gene ReepB). The transcript is spliced from 6 exons. Lineage: Eukaryota; Metazoa; Arthropoda; Insecta; Lepidoptera; Tortricidae. Bases 87 to 665 code for a protein of 192 amino acids. The record is from RefSeq and is a predicted model, not a curated record.
CGUCAGCCAUUACUUGUCAACGAGUCGUGGCCGUGGACUGUCUGCCGGUUUUAACUCAUCAACGCUUCAAACCAUAUAUUCCAACCAUGAGUGCCAAAUUGCUAGAGUACAGGGAAUCCAUAGAACGCCAGUUGAGGGACAAAAGCAAGCCAUGGACCACGACUUUCGAUCAAUUGGAAUCGAAAACCGGCGUGAACAGACUGUACCUUUUCGUCGGUUUGGUGGUGUUCACCGGUUUAUAUUUAGUGUUUGGAUUCGGCGCUGAGCUGAUAUGCAACACGAUUGGUUUCGUGUACCCUGCCUAUAUGUCCAUGAGGGCUCUGGAGUCCCCUUCGAAGGAUGACGACACGAAGUGGCUGACAUACUGGGUGGUGUACGCGUGCUUUUCAGUCGUGGAAUACUUUUCCGACUUCAUCGUGGGAUGGUUCCCGCUCUAUUGGUUAAUAAAGUGCAUCUUCAUCAUAUGGUGCUACCUGCCCGGAGAGCUGAACGGCUCGCUCGUCCUCUACCACCGCAUCAUCCGCCCCUACUACCAGAAGCACCACUCGCAGAUCGACGCCGCUGCCAGCGCAGAACUUCAGGACAUUGUAAGGAACUUAAACAAAAACAUGGACAAAACUUUCGACGCGUUCAACAAAAAAAUGCAAAACCUGCAUUCCGACUAAGCACAAGGUAAAAUGGAUUAAAGCAGUAAAGUUCAUACAAAAUUCAAUGCCAGCCGCGCCGUCAAGGAUACCAUCGGGAAGACCAACUAACCGAU